Messenger RNA from Lycium ferocissimum, 1113 nucleotides. RefSeq lists its product as uncharacterized. The record is from RefSeq and is a predicted model, not a curated record. The transcript is spliced from 3 exons. The coding region runs from base 471 to 881 and encodes 136 amino acids. Lineage: Eukaryota; Viridiplantae; Streptophyta; Magnoliopsida; Solanales; Solanaceae.
UGUUUUUUUUAAGACAUUUUGACCAACCAAACAUGAAAAAAUUGGACAUACCAAACACGCUCUUAGUGAAACUAUAAAGGUCACAGCUCUAUGAAGAGUUGAAUUUUCAGAAAAGGGAUAAGAGGAAUCAAACAAGGGGAAAGGAGUUGGGAAGAAACGAAUCAUACCUUUUAGCUAGAUUAUCUCGAUCCCUAAUAUUGGUUGAAUUUUUGAUCUUUUUUAGCAACCUUUUCAAAAUUCUGCCCCAUUUUAUGUUUUACUGGAAUGGUUACUUGUUCUGCUCUUGUACUUGAAAGCGGAAUGUGAAUUGAACGUGAGACAGUAAUUGAAGUUGGACUUGAAUGCAAAACCACAUUGGUAAAAAAUCUGUAAUUGUUUCUUUUCAGUGAAUACUCCAAGUGGCUUUACAACGCUUCUAUCUUUUGGAGCGCCAAUCAAAAAGCGCUAUUUAUUGGCAUUAUGUCAAGUUCAUGAUGGAAGAUCUGGCAACAUGUCGGACGUGCUUCAAACUUCAGGGAAUUCAAAAUGAUUGGGGAACACAAAGAAUAGUAAAUGGAGUUGAUCCCAAAUCUACACUUUCGAAGGUCUACAACCAUGUAGAUAAACAAGGUCAAAGAAAGAUAAUCUACAGUGAAGUUUGCGGAAGCGCAGUGUAUGCAAAAAAAUUUCUGGAACAUAGUGAGUUGGGCACUGUGACUUUCGAUCGGUUGGAGGAGGUGUUCCCCGAGCUCAUAUCAGGCAUAUAUAAGGAUUUGGUUGAAGCAAUUACCAAAGGACCUCACAAGGAAAAAUUGUUGAUUCGAGAUGAUAGUGGCCCAAAUAUAAGCGUUGAGCAAUUUCUUUGGAGAGAGCCCUCAAUCUUUAGAGUGUAUGAUGUUUAGUGGAUCAGAACCUGUGAAGAUGAUCAAAGAUGGACUUCAUCAAUUCCUAUUUUGUUUUUGUAAAUUUGAAGUUUAUGUAAAGAAGCUGGGCUGUAAUUUUGAGUUCAAGGAUUAAUGUCGCACUGUGAUUCGAACUUGCCACCUAUAGCAAUUUUUUAGAACUACUAACUAAAAGCUUCCCAUACGUCAAGGCACAACAAGAUGUUGAUUACUCAGAUCCAUUGCAUGACUU